GGGGGCUGCGGCUGGAUUCGAUCCUGCGCGGCGGCGGAGAAGGCGGGGGCGGAGGCUCGCCCGGGCGACAGGGAGUGGAUUAGGGGAGGAGGGAAGACCGGAAGCCACGGUCGCGUCCCCAUCCUUACAUUCGCUCUCCUGGGCUGGCAACGGAGACGGAGGAGGGAGAGGCUGAAUGUUGGCUCCGUGAUAAAGGGAGCGGCCGCUCCGGAGCCUCCUCCUGGGGCGCCCCCCUCAUCCCGCCCGCCCUCCGCACUCACCGGCUCCUAGGCGCGCCACCCCAGCGGACCGGCCGGCCGGCCGGCAGACGUUUGCUGAAGAGGCACUGCCCGCGGCGGGGACUGGCCCGCGGCGUCCGAGGCCCGCGCCGCGCCGCCACCCCCACCCGCCUGCUCGCUGGUCCCUCUGGCCGCCGCCAUGUCCUCCUCCUCAUCCUCCCCCAGGGAGACGUACGAGGAGGACCGGGAGUACGAGAGCCAGGCCAAGCGCCUCAAGACUGAGGAAGGGGAGAUCGACUACUCGGCCGAGGAAGGCGAGAACCGCCGGGAAGCGACGCCCCGGGGCGGGGGCGAUGGCGGCGGCGGCGGCGGCCGGACCUUCUCGCAGCCGGAGGCAGGUGGAAGUCAUCAUAAAGUUUCUGUUUCGCCAGUUGUCCACGUUCGAGGACUCUGUGAAUCUGUGGUGGAAGCAGACCUUGUGGAGGCUCUGGAAAAAUUUGGGACAAUAUGCUAUGUGAUGAUGAUGCCAUUUAAACGGCAGGCUCUAGUGGAAUUUGAGAACAUAGAUAGUGCCAAAGAAUGUGUAACGUUUGCUGCGGAUGAACCUGUGUACAUUGCUGGUCAACAGGCUUUUUUCAACUAUUCUACUAGCAAAAGGAUCACUCGACCAGGAAAUACUGAUGAUCCAUCAGGAGGCAACAAAGUUCUUCUGCUAUCAAUUCAGAAUCCUCUUUAUCCAAUUACAGUGGAUGUUUUAUAUACUGUAUGCAACCCUGUUGGAAAAGUGCAACGUAUUGUUAUAUUCAAGAGAAACGGAAUACAAGCAAUGGUUGAAUUCGAAUCAGUCCUUUGUGCCCAGAAAGCUAAAGCGGCACUCAAUGGAGCAGAUAUAUAUGCUGGAUGUUGCACACUAAAAAUCGAAUAUGCAAGGCCAACUCGUCUAAAUGUUAUUAGGAAUGACAAUGACAGUUGGGACUACACUAAACCAUAUUUGGGAAGACGAGAUAGAGGAAAGGGUCGCCAGAGGCAAGCCAUUUUGGGAGAACACCCUUCUUCGUUUAGACAUGAUGGCUAUGGAUCCCAUGGUCCAUUAUUGCCUUUACCAAGUCGUUACAGAAUGGGUUCUCGAGACACACCGGAGCUUGUUGCCUAUCCACUACCGCAGGCUUCUUCCUCUUACAUGCAUGGGGGAAAUCCCUCUGGUUCAGUUGUAAUGGUUAGUGGAUUACAUCAGCUAAAAAUGAAUUGUUCAAGAGUUUUCAAUCUGUUCUGCUUAUAUGGAAAUAUUGAAAAGGUAAAAUUUAUGAAGACCAUUCCUGGUACAGCAUUGGUAGAAAUGGGUGAUGAGUAUGCUGUAGAAAGAGCUGUCACACACCUUAACAAUGUCAAGUUAUUUGGGAAACGGCUUAAUGUUUGUGUGUCUAAACAACAUUCAGUUGUUCCAAGUCAAAUAUUUGAGCUGGAGGAUGGUACAAGUAGCUACAAGGAUUUUGCAAUGAGCAAAAACAAUCGCUUUACAAGUGCCGGCCAAGCAUCUAAGAAUAUAAUUCAACCACCGUCAUGUGUUCUGCAUUAUUAUAAUGUUCCACUGUGUGUCACAGAAGAGACCUUCACAAAGUUGUGUAAUGACCAUGAAGUUCUUACAUUCAUCAAAUAUAAAGUGUUUGAUGCAAAACCUUCUGCCAAAACGCUUUCUGGGCUGUUAGAAUGGGAAUGCAAAACUGAUGCAGUAGAAGCCCUUACAGCACUUAAUCACUACCAGAUAAGAGUUCCAAAUGGUUCCAAUCCCUAUACAUUGAAGCUUUGCUUUUCUACAUCAUCCCAUUUAUAAGAAGAGAAGAGCAUGUUAGAAUUUAUGUUCACCUUUAUUACAGUUUUAAAGCUACACUUCAUUAAAAAAAAUUUAAAAUGGUUGAUCUAAGGUUGCCUUGCAUACUUUGAUUUAAGGUCCUGUUCUGUAAUAAACAAGUAUUUUGCCUUGAGUAAAUCUGUUGUAAAAUUAAAUAUUGAAUUGUUUUCAUUUUAAAAUAGAAUAUCAUAAUGUAGACUAUCUACAGCCUCCUUGUAGAUUACGCAAAUAUAUUAUUUCUAAUCUUAUUAUUUUUCUUCCACAGUGAAAAUAUAUUUGCAUUCUUAAUGCUAAUUAUCUGCAAGUAUUUUUCCAUUGUGUAUGAGAUGAAUGCAGUGAAAGUAUUGCAUUUUAAUAUUAUAGAAUUCUUAUUAUAUGUUUAGAUCUUUAAGUAUGUUGCAGUUAUUCAUAUUAAACAUAACUUGUAUUUAUUAAGUAUUUUAAUCAAGUUUGAGAAUAACAUUGCACAUAAUAAAUUUUAAGUAUUACAGAUUUAGCUGAUUUUAUAUUUCUGAAAGGCUAACAGGCAUAUAGAUACAGUUGUACAGUAUGCACUCAAACUUAUUUAAAUUGGUGUGUUUUUUUUGAAGUCAUUGUCCAUUUGUAUUGAUGUGCCUCUGUUUCUAGUUCUAGUUUGGAGAUUUUAUAAAGUUACAACAAUGA
This is a messenger RNA of Equus caballus (horse), 2730 nucleotides long. RefSeq names its product heterogeneous nuclear ribonucleoprotein L like (gene HNRNPLL). Gene Ontology annotation, biological process: mRNA processing; regulation of RNA splicing. NCBI's taxonomy places the organism in Eukaryota, Metazoa, Chordata, Mammalia, Perissodactyla, Equidae. Gene Ontology annotation, molecular function: mRNA binding. The record is from RefSeq and is a predicted model, not a curated record. Gene Ontology annotation, cellular component: nucleus.